Molecule: messenger RNA, 904 nt
Organism: Salarias fasciatus (jewelled blenny)
Lineage: Eukaryota; Metazoa; Chordata; Actinopteri; Blenniiformes; Blenniidae
Gene: mettl21e
Product: methyltransferase like 21e
Exons: 5
Coding region: 15-767 (250 amino acids)
Source: RefSeq, a predicted model, not a curated record
CUGCUCCUUCAGACAUGGACGACCAGCAGAGUAAGGCCAUGGAGGACUCCAAGAUCAAACAAGAAGGUGCCGCUGCGGAUGCAGAAUUAGCCGAAGCCAUCCUGUCGCACCAGUUCCACCCAUCUGUCCUCGGCCCGGAGAGCUGGGAGGGAUACGUCUUUUCAGACCUGGAAAUCCGCAUCAAAGAGUCGACGGACCUCUACGGAGCCGUGCUCUGGCCUUCGGCGAUCGUGCUCUGUCACUUCUUGGAGACCAAUCGAGACGAGUACAACCUGAUGGACAAAAACGUGAUUGAGCUGGGAGCUGGAACGGGGCUCGUCACCAUCGUGGCCAGUUUGUUAGGUGCUAAGGUCACUUCUACAGACCUUCCAGAUGUGCUGGGAAACCUGCUGUACAAUGUCGCGCGAAACACAAAAGACAGAUGCAAGUAUAUUCCUGUGGUCACCGAACUGGUCUGGGGUCAGGGCGUGGAUAAACGCUUCCCUCGUGCCACGCACUGUUUCGACUACAUCCUGGCAGCUGACGUCGUGUACGCCCACCCUUACCUGCAGGAGCUGAUGGAUACCUUCGACUACCUGUGCCAGGGAAACACGCAGAUCCUCUGGGCCAUGCGUUUCCGUCUGGACCCAGAGAACAGCUUCGUGGAUCGUUUCAGGCAGCGUUUCCACGUGGAGGAGCUCUACAACCUCCCAAGUCUGAGCAUCAAACUGUACCGAGCGUGGAGGAAGGACAAGGGGAGCAAAGAUCCCAAAGACGCUGCUGAAUGAACUCCGUUUCUUUAUUAGUUUGUGUGUUUUUUUGUACGGAUAUUCAUCAACACUGGGAAAUCAUAGAGUGAUUUUAGAUACAAGUGUAUCUCUAUCAGUGUAAAUAGAUUUUUGACACAGUCCAAUGCUAAUGAUAC